CAACGCGGUAUGAAGAAGAAGCGGUCUGUCAGCAGCAGCAGAGAAUCGUGCCCCAGCCAGCAAGCCCCCGGUCCCCCUGGAUCGCCCCAGCGCAGCAGCACCACAGUCCUGGGGGGAACCGCAGAGGACCCAGCCUCUGGGUCGUCAAAACAACAGCAGCAGCCGCCGCAGCCCCGGCUCUGUGGCGGCAACAUGGCCUCAGCUGUUAGUGUCUCGGAGCCGGAGAACAGCGGCGGCAGUGGUGGCGGCGGCGGCGGCGGCGGUGCAGGAGGCUGCAGAGAGCCAGAUCGGCCGCGGAGAAGCGGCAGCAGGAGGCGGAGAAGGACCGGCGGGAACAGACGCGCCGCACCGCCCGAUCUGGAAUAUCUGCAGCGGCCGAGCUACUGCGAUGCAGGGUUCGCCUUGGAGCAGAUUGCAAAGGGAAAGGCUACUGGAAGAAAAGCACCACUGUGGCUAAGAGCAAAGUUUCAGAGACUGUUAUUUAAACUGGGCUGUUAUAUUCAAAAAAACUGCGGGAAAUUUUUGGUUGUUGGCCUUCUGAUAUUCGGGGCUUUUGCUGUGGGAUUAAGAGCAGCCAAUCUCGAAACCAAUGUGGAGGAGCUCUGGGUAGAAGUUGGUGGACGAGUGAGUCGGGAGUUAAGUUACACACGCCAGAAGAUCGGAGAAGAGGCCAUGUUUAAUCCCCAACUCAUGAUUCAGACACCGCAAGAAGACUGUGCUAAUGUACUAACAACAGAAGCACUCAAACAGCACCUUGAUUCUGCACUUCAAGCCAGCAGGGUACACGUGUAUAUGUACAACAGACAAUGGAAAUUGGAACACUUAUGUCAUAAAUCAGGGGAACUUAUCACUGAAGCAGGUUACAUGGACAAGAUUAUAGAACACCUUUAUCCUUGUUUAAUUAUCACACCUUUGGACUGCUUCUGGGAAGGUGCAAAGUUACAGUCAGGGACUGCAUAUCUACCAGGAAAACCCCAUCUACAGUGGACCAACUUUGACCCCUUAGAAUUCUUGGAAGAGUUAAAGAAAAUAAACUCUCAAGUAGAUACCUGGAAGGAAAUGCUGAAUAAGGCAGAGGUUGGUCAUGGGUAUAUGGAUCGACCUUGCCUGAAUCCUGAUGAUCCUGAUUGUCCUAUCACAGCGCCCAACAAAAAUUCAACCAAACCUCUUGACGUGGCUCUUGUUCUAAGUGGUGGAUGCUAUGGGCUAUCAAAAAAAUAUAUGCACUGGCAAGAAGAGCUGAUCAUCGGCGGCACGGUUAAAAACGGUACUGGGAAACUUGUCAGCGCCCAGGCUUUACAAACCAUGUUUCAGUUAAUGACGCCUAAACAAAUGUUUGAGCACUUCAAGGGUUAUGACUAUGUUUCACAUAUCAACUGGAAUGAGGACAAAGCAGCUGCAAUUCUGGAAGCCUGGCAGAGGAUGUAUGUUGAGGUUGUUCACCAAAGUGUUGCACAAAACUCUACCCAGAAGGUGCUUUCUUUUACUACAACUACUUUGGAGGACAUCCUAAAAUCAUUUUCUGACGUCAGCGUUAUCAGAGUUGCCAGUGGCUACCUAUUAAUGCUUGCCUACGCCUGUUUAACCAUGCUGCGGUGGGACUGCGCUAAGUCCCAGGGUGCUGUGGGGCUGGCAGGAGUCUUGUUGGUUGCACUCUCAGUAGCUGCAGGAUUGGGGCUGUGCUCAUUGAUUGGGAUUUCCUUUAAUGCUGCCACAACUCAGGUUUUACCCUUUCUUGCUCUUGGAGUUGGUGUGGACGAUGUCUUCCUUUUGGCACAUGCAUUUAGUGAAACUGGGCAAAAUAAGAGAAUUCCAUUUGAGGAUAGAACAGGGGAGUGUUUGAAACGCACUGGUGCAAGCGUGGCCCUUACAUCUAUCAGUAAUGUCACCGCUUUCUUCAUGGCUGCCUUAAUCCCCAUUCCUGCUCUACGGGCAUUUUCACUCCAAGCUGCUGUAGUCGUGGUAUUCAACUUUGCCAUGGUUCUGUUAAUUUUUCCUGCUAUUCUGAGUAUGGAUCUAUACCGCCGUGAAGACCGGAGACUGGAUAUUUUCUGCUGCUUUACAAGCCCAUGUGUCAGCAGAGUGAUUCAGAUUGAACCUCAAGCCUACGCGGAGGCCAGUGACCACACACGGUACAGCCCUCCACCACCCUAUAGCAGCCACAGUUUUGCACAUGAAACUCAGAUCACCAUGCAGUCUACAGUCCAGCUGCGUACUGAAUAUGACCCUCAUACCCAUGUUUACUACACUACAGCAGAACCUCGCUCGGAAAUAUCGGUUCAGCCAGUCACAGUGACUCAAGAUAACCUCAACGGUCAGAGCGCAGAAAGCACAAGCUCAACCAGGGAUCUCCUUUCCCAGUUCUCAGACUCUACACUGCAUUGUCUUGAGCCACCCUGUACUAAAUGGACAUUCUCAUCGUUUGCUGAAAAACAGUAUGCUCCGUUCCUAUUAAAACCGAAAGCUAAGAUUGUGGUCAUUUUUCUUUUUUUGGGCUUACUCGGCCUCAGUCUCUAUGGAACUACCCGUGUGAGAGAUGGACUGGAUCUUACAGAUAUUGUGCCACGGGAAACACGGGAAUAUGACUUCAUUGCUGCCCAGUUCAAGUAUUUCUCCUUCUACCACAUGUAUGUCGUUACACAGAAUGCAGAUUAUCCCAACAUCCAGCACUUACUUUACGAGCUUCACAAAAGUUUCAGCAAUGUGACGUAUGUUUUGUUGGAAGAGAACAAACAGCUUCCCAAAAUGUGGCUGCACUACUUCAGAGACUGGCUUCAAGGGCUUCAGGAUGCUUUUGACAGUGACUGGGAAUCCGGGAAGAUUACAUAUAACAAUUACAAAAAUGGAUCAGAUGAUGCUGUUUUGGCUUACAAGCUUCUGGUGCAAACGGGCAUCCGAGAUAAACCCAUUGAUAUUAGCCAGUUGACUAAACAGCGCCUGGUGGAUGCAGAUGGAAUCAUUAACCCAAAUGCUUUCUACAUCUACCUGACAGCCUGGGUUAGCAAUGACCCUGUGGCCUAUGCUGCGUCUCAAGCCAACAUCCGGCCCCACCGUCCAGAAUGGGUCCAUGAUAAGGCAGACUAUAUGCCAGAAACCAGGUUGAGAAUCCCAGAAGCUGAGCCUAUUGAGUAUGCUCAGUUUCCUUUCUACCUCAAUGGAUUGCGUGAUACUUCUGACUUUGUGGAAGCUAUUGAGAAAGUGAGAGCAAUCUGUGAUAACUACACUAGCCUUGGAGUUGCCAGCUACCCAAAUGGAUAUCCAUUUCUCUUUUGGGAACAAUACAUUGGUCUUCGUCAUUGGCUCCUCUUGUCCAUUAGCGUGGUUCUGGCUUGCACAUUUCUGGUCUGUGCCCUCUUCCUUCUGAACCCCUGGACAGCUGGGAUCAUUGUGGUGGUGUUGGCUCUGAUGACCGUGGAACUCUUUGGCAUGAUGGGUCUGAUUGGAAUCAAACUGAGUGCAGUCCCUGUAGUCAUCCUGAUUGCUUCUGUCGGCAUUGGAGUGGAAUUUACUGUUCAUAUUGCCCUGGCAUUUCUUACUGCCAUCGGAGACAAGAACUGCAGGGCUGUCCUUGCUUUGGAGCACAUGUUUGCACCUGUAUUGGAUGGAGCCGUUUCUACGCUGCUUGGUGUAUUGAUGCUUGCAGGAUCUGAGUUUGACUUUAUUGUCAGGUAUUUCUUUGCUGUUUUGGCAAUUCUAACAAUCUUGGGUGCUUUGAAUGGAUUGGUGCUACUUCCAGUUCUCCUUUCCCUCUUUGGCCCAUAUCCUGAGGUUUCUCCAGCUGAUGGGAGGAGCAGGUUACCUACCCCCUCUUCUGAACCUCCCCCAAGCAUUGUGAGGUUUGCCAUACCACCAAGUCAUGCUCAGAAUGGAUCCGAUUCUUCUGAUUCUGAGUACAGCUCUCAGACCACAGUAUCAGGAAUCAGUGAGGAAGUCCAUCACUAUGAGGCCACCCAAAGAUCUGGUGCCCCAGUCCGCCAAGUAAUUGUUGAAGCAACUGAAAAUCCUGUAUUUGCAAGAUCCACUGUAGUCCAGCCAGAGUCAAGGUAUCAUCAACCAGCUGCAAGAUUACAGAUUAACCAAGAGCCUGGAUCUCAGCAAUCAUGGCAUCAAAAUAAGCAGCCGAAAAGAGAACCAAGGGAAGGACUCCGGCCACCCCCUUAUCGGCCACGCAGGGAUGCUUUUGAAACUUCUACUGAAGGGCAUUCUUGCCCUAGUAAUAGGGACUGCUCUGGGCAUAGAGCUCGUUCUCAGAACAUCCGAAGCCCAGUCUUCACUGCCAUGGGCACUUCAGUGCCAGCAUACUGCCAGCCUAUCACUACUGUGACUGCCUCAGCUUCAGUUACUGUUGCUGUACAUCCUGCUGUGCACAGCCACAAUACUCGUGGAGGAGGCUUUCCAUCCUACGAGGGAUACCAUGAAACCGACCAUGGACAAUUUGAGGACCCUCAUGUGCCUUUUAAUGUACGGUGUGAGAGGAGGAACUCUAAAGUAGAAGUAAUAGAAUUGCAAGAUGUUGAAUGUGAAGAAAGGACACGUGGCAACAUCUCAGAUUAAGGGAAAUAACUGAAGCAAAGAAGAGGCCAAAGAUGGGAAACCUCCUCUUUCCAGAACUGCUUGAAGAGAAACUGCUUGAAGUUAUGGAAAAGGACAUGCUGCAUCAGGGCAACAGUUCACUGUUACUGUAACCUAUUGUAAUAUUUUGUGAAAUAUUUCUAUAAAUAUUUAAAAGGUGUACACAUGUGUAAUAUACAAGAGAAACCGUGUAAAGUAGUAUAAUCUGGAGUUGUGUUGACUCCUGUUUAACAGAGUGGGGACUGUUGUUUGUGCUCUGUACUUUAUUGUACAUUGAUCUCUGUGCCACACUAAGCUUAAUCUAGUCGUAAAUUUCAGCAUAUGUUGCUGCUGCUUAAAUAUUGUAUAAUUUACAUGUAUAAUUCUAUGCAAAUAUUGCUAAUGUAUUAGGAAUUUUUUUUGUAAAGGUACAUAUGUGUGGUGUGUGUUCUUGCGUGUGUGUGUGUGUUCGUGCGUGUGUGUGUGUGUGUGUUAAAGUAUAUUGAAAUUUUCAUAUCACAGCCCUGUGGUAGUAUGAAAUGUUCCUGUUAACUUUCAAACACGCUAUGCGUGAUAAUUUUUUUUUUGUUUUUGCUUCUUCUUUUUUUAAUGAGCAGAUAUUAAGAGCAACAUGUUAACCUUGUUGGUUAAAGUAGGUGUCGCUGUGUGUGGUUUUUGUGAUGAGUGGGAUUUGCAUACUGUAGUUUACUGUAAUGACUUAAUGGACCCCAGACAAUUAUUCAGAACUUCCUGCAUAAGCUGCUCCCCAGAAGUGAAUGGGGAGUAUAUGCAGGCAUGCACAAGUAUACGGCUCUGCUGCUACUCUUAAGACAUAAUCAGUGCCAGAAAUGUUCCCAGAACAUUGUACUCACUGUGUAAUCUGAGCUUAAUAACCCACCAGUGCUGGUUAAGGUUGCAAGCUUUCACACAGUUACUUGUGAAUAACUGCCACUGAAAUCAAUGGGACGUCUCUGUGUGUAACAGCGUGUAGGAUUGUAGUCAGUCUGGAUGGUCCUCUUAUAGGUCAGUCUGGAUGGUCCUCUUAAACUAGUGAAAAUAGCAUUGGAACAUAACAGCAGCUUUUGAUACCAUCAAAUGACAGACAUAAGGUGGAAGAGUGGAGUGGUGGGUAUUGGCUCCUGUGGGUUCUAGUUUUGAUGCUUCUGUUGUACUAAAUUUGAAUUUAUGUACCCUGUACCUCUUUUUCAUCUGUACAGUGGUUAUAAUUGAACCUUCUCCCCACCCCAGCGGUGAUAAAGCAAAUCCAGUCACCAUAAGACAAAACAAUUAUCAGCUGUAAGAGUUGCUUGCAGCUAACAACUAGUGAAAGCUAACUAGUGAAAGCCAUGUGUUUGAUCAUCACAUUUUGAUAAUUAUUACAGAGAGAGUCACUGCUGUGUUUUGAACAUAGUACAGAUAAUAAAUACAGUUAACUUAGAUUAUAUUCUUCAUUUGCUUGGGCAGGAUCCAAACUAAGUUAGCUGCCACUAAGCAUCAUUGAAAUAAAUCAGACAAGUUAGUCAUUACUAACUUCAGUCCUAUUAAUUUCAAUGUCUCUUAAUCAUGAAUAAAUAAAAGGUGGCUUCAAUUCAGGUAGCUGUUACAUUGAUCUCUUAACACUCCAAUAUAUUAAUGAAUGCUUUAAAGCAGAAACUGUUCCUUUUUCAAAACUAAUAUUUUGGCUUAUUUAAUAGCUAAAAGAUAUAAUCAGUUAAGAAUAGUAGAACAGAAAAUAGCAUAUUUCAUUUCGCAUUUAUUUGUAUGUUUUCCUUUUUUAGAGCAGGUAACAUCACAGAUAUUUUUUAAAACCCAAUUUUGUAUUUAGAUAAAUAUACAUGGGGAACAAAAUCUGUGCUGUUUAGCUAUCCCUUUGCUGAACAGAGAGUCAUUCUGCAUGUUACCUCUAAGUGAAAAAAACAAUGCAAUAGUGACUUGUACAUUUGCUAUGCAAGAGUCCAGUCUCACCACAUGCAAAUAGGGAAGUUUUGCAUCUUUUCCAUGAGAAGGUACAUGAGUUUUCCCUAUAUUAGAAGCACAUGCCUCCUUUGCACAAGAUCCAGGUGUGUAUAGAUAACAUGCAAGUUGCCUGAGCAUCUUCAGGUUGAUGUGAAGCCACCCACAGAACUGCUGUGACAUAAUCUUCUGGUUUAUGAAACCAGUUUCUUGAUGAUGCAUGAUCCACAGACACACCUUCUGAGUUAGCCCUGUAGAAAAGAAGAGUUAUGCUCUUAAACAAGAACCAUUAAUUUCAGUGAGGCCUCUGCAGAAGUUCCUGGCUGUUUUUACUUGUGGGUUGUGCCUAUGGAUCAACUUGCCAAUUAGCUUUAGACAGGUCAUUUAGAAAAGAGAUUCUGAAACAACUAAGUAGUAGUGACCCCAUGUGCAGACUUAAUCAGAUUGGCCCAGCAUGACUCUGUUUAGAAAAAAAGUAUUUUUUCAUACUUAUGUGGCUCUGCAUCAGAUCAUAGGAUCAUCAGGUGGUAUAGUUGAAGAGAGAAGUCCUCCCAAUUUGGUUCAGAUUUGGUGAAUACAAAUGUCAUGUAUUCAAACCCUGGUGGCUCACCUUAGGCUACCCUGAGCUGAUGUUUCAAAAACUGGCCGUUCUGGUCCAGGCAUUUUUUGAGCAGAUGCCCUCCUUCUGGGAUCAGCCUUUGCCCAGAUAUCUUCACACAGGCCUGCUAGAUGUCAAUGUGUGAACUGAUGCACCCAUUUCUGAACCCAACCUUGAAAAUUUUUUGAUAUGAGGCAGUUUUACAUAUAUCUGAUGUGACCAUUCAAAAAACAGAAAGAAGAGAAGGAACUUUUUCAGUGAUGCAUAAGUGACUGUCAAGCAAGGUAGCAAAGCUCAAUCUGUUGGUUCAGUUUCCUGUCCAAGGUGGAAACUCUUUGUAGCAAACAGACACCAGGCCCCAGUUGAGCACUAGCAGUGUGGUAAAGGCUUAUAAAAAGCUUAUGAAAAUCUCAGCUUAUAACAAAAUCUGCAACCAAACUGUAUGAUACUAAUUGCAAGCUACCUUCUACUGCAACAAAUAUAUGUUGGAGAAUCGGAAGUCAUGCUAUUGCUUUGGGGCCUCUCAGUCAGUCACUCUCCAGUCUAGUCUCACUGGGAUUUUUUAGCAGGAAGAGAGGGUGAAAGUAAAAAAGAGCUUUGAUGUUCAGUAGCCCCUGUUAGCAUUCCUUGUGUGUGUGAAUGUGAGAGAGAGUGAGAGAAAGAGAAAGAGCGUGAUCCCCCCUCCCUUGGUGUCUGCUCCAUGGUGCAUAGUAUAGACCAUUUUCUCUUAUUGUCACAUUGGCAAAAGGAGAUCUCAGUGGCUGGCCUUUUUUUUUUUUUACUUAAUUUUUGAUAUUUAUAUUUUUGUAUCAUAAGAAUGUUUUCUUACAGUAUUUGUCAUGCCAGUUUAUAACAAACUCAAUGCAGGGAUUUUAUUUCUAUUGGAAACACUAUUACAGCUAUGUUUUUACUUGUUAAUGGAUUUUUUAUUUGUAUAGAAUGCUUACUAAUGUUAAAUAGGAAAAGAGUAUAUAACAUUUACAUUAAGGACUCAUUUUGUAGCUUUUUAGUGCAAGGAGUUAAAAGGAAAAAAAAAUAUUCAGACUGGGUCUCAUUGCCUGCCUGUGUUUAGCAGGAAUGGGUUUGUGUUUCAGUUACAAAGAUAAAAGUAUGCCAUAUAAUUUAUUUAUAUGAAAAUUUAUUUUUGUAGUGUACAUAGUAGUUCUCAAUCCUUUUGACAGAAUUAUAUUUUUAAAGAGUUUAUAUGUAAUGAUGAUACCAUUAUGUUUUGGAACAUUCUGAGACAUAAAUACAAUGCACACUUCAUUAUAAGCCCCAUUUGCUGACAAAGAACUUGUUAACCAUGUUAAAGAGAGUGUGGAUAUUCAUGUCAUUCUGAACUGUUUUAGUUACCAUUUUGUGAUCUUGUGUGGUUCUCAGUUUUAAAAUCAUGAGUGGAAAUUUGUACAAACUCUCUAAACAUUAAUGUUCAAACACUGAUUAGAAUUUCUAACAUGAAUAAAAAAUAUUAUAACUUAUUGGUUACGUA
Molecule: messenger RNA, 8591 nt
Organism: Hemicordylus capensis (graceful crag lizard)
Lineage: Eukaryota; Metazoa; Chordata; Lepidosauria; Squamata; Cordylidae
Gene: PTCH1
Product: patched 1
Exons: 24
Coding region: 10-4554 (1514 amino acids)
Biological process (GO): smoothened signaling pathway
Cellular component (GO): plasma membrane
Molecular function (GO): hedgehog family protein binding; hedgehog receptor activity; smoothened binding
Source: RefSeq, a predicted model, not a curated record